AUGGCUGAUGGUUCACCAGAGAACUUCGACCGAGUCAAAGGCUCUGCAGAGGUUUGGGCGGAGAGCGACGUGGCGGAGUCUUCGUCGUCAGGAGGAGGAGACUGGGGUGUGGCCGAGGAACACGAGCGGGAAGAAGAUGACGUGUGGGCGGCGGCUCUCACUCUCAACACGGCGGGGCCUUCAGAGCUGCAUGUCCAGAAUAACACAAAGGUUUUUGCACAGGUGGGCGGCGAGGCCACCUUCACCUGUUUUACUCACCACCUAUCUGACGAAAUGGUGACGUGGAUGAAGAGAGACGAUGACCAGCUACUGACUGUGGGUCAAACAGUGUACGCUGCUGAGACCCGCUUCUCUGCCACCCACUCCCACCAUAGCAAGGCGUGGGAGUUGUGGGUGAAGGACGUGCAGCUGUCAGACGCGGGUCACUACGAGUGUCAGCUUACCACUCACCCUCCAGUCACUUUCUCCUUCACUCUCAAAGUCACUCAGGCGGAGGCGGUGGUUAGCGGGACUAGCGAGGUGCACAUCGAAGAGGGGUCCAAGUUAGCCCUGGAGUGUCACGUGCGUCAUGCUGUAGCUCCUCCAGUUUACAUCUUCUGGUACCAUAACUCUACCAUGGUCAACUACGGGCAACAUGCACUCGAGGUGCACCACCACAACUACACCAGCAGCCUCGUAGUGAUGCGUGUGAGGCCAUCAGACGCUGGCACCUACACCUGCGAGCCUCACCUGGCCACACCUGCCAACGUCACCGUGCACGUGGUCACAGGCAAGAAGCCGGCGGCCAUGCAGCACGGCAGGAACCAGGUGGGUGGUGGAGGGGUAGCUGCCUGUCCCUGCCCGGCGGCGCUUCUGUUGGCUGCCUGCCUCACCUGCCUUCUGGCCUUCCUUCCCACACACCAGCCUCCACCCCGCCUCCACCACGCCCUCUACUGACCCGCACUGACCUUAACUGGUGGCAGCUGCGCCUAAAUCAACUUCUCCCACGGGAAACAAGUUCUGGGUUGUUUUAUCCACCAGGACAAUCUUCAAUAGGGAAAACCUUGACAUAGCUCACGUCUGCCUACGUUAGCCAAUCGUCGGAUAGCCUACUCCAGUGCUGCGUUAAGAGCACCGUAGGCCAGUUUUAACAAAGUUAUCUCUUUCAAGCUCAAUGCUACCCAAGCGUAGUUCUAGUCCAUUAUUUGCCUAGGUCAUCUUGCGCUGUUAUCAUCCUGAAGAUCUGAACCGAAGCCCAUACCUACAACAUGUUCAGUCUUUCUCAGCUUAGGUCAUCAUCAACCUGCCUAAGAUAAAGUUAUCCUCAAUCUGCCUCUAGGUUACAAAAGUCUCAAAAUGUGGCGAAUUCCUUUUUUUAUGGAGAACUUCCGUCAAGUUUUUCCAUGAAUCAUCCUUCAGUUUGGAUGAGGUUGAUCUUUUUCACCCAAGUGUAGAUGAACUACUGAGUUGAGUGAAUGAACGUAUUCAGGCGAGAAUUAAAUUGUUGCUGCAGUUGUUGAGGUUCACAGACGAACUACUACAGAGGUUCACAGACAAACAGCUCCAGAGGUUCACAUACAACAGCCACAGAGGGAUACGGACAAACGGCUACAGAGGUUUGUGUUUUAAAUGUUUUCAUCUGAAAAAAAAACACUUUCGGGAGGCAAAAUUCAUGAUUAAAAAUUAAAUUUUCACUGAUUAUGAAUUUUAUAUACGAAAUUAUUUUGUCGUAGUGUGUGUGUGUGUGUGUGUGUGUGUGUGUGUGAGAAUAUUAAUAUUCUAAACUUGUUUUCGUACUAUUACUUAGCAAUUAGUUAACUGAUCGUUGGCAAUAUUUUCAAUAUUUAUUUUAUUUCAAUUUAAUUUUAGUUUCCCAUUAUUUCUAUUAAACAAACACACACACACACACACACACACAGGCGUAUCUUGAGACCAGUAAGUUGACCCACUUAGCAUGUAUUGACCAAAGUAUUGACGGUGCAAUUCAAAAGUGGUAUUUAGUGUUAGUGUCUAUCCUAUUCCACUGUAAAUCCUCAUAUUUAGAGAGCUAAGAGAGAUUCAUAUACAUUUAUAUGAAUAUUAGAAACGCUACUGUAAAUACCUGGUACCUCGUGUCUGGUUGUGUCUGGCAAGCGCUUGACUACUGCAAAGACCAUUGACUUAUCUGAGGCAAUAGAAGGGUGAAAGACCUGUAAGGACCGUGUGGUCUAUGAGAGAAGAAAGAAGGAAAAGGAGAAGAACCAAAGCUGUUACGAGAAUGGAGUUAAAGACUGAAGGCAACGAACCAUUGGAAACAGGUCUUUCAAUUGAAGAAAUCUUGAGAAAGAAGAAAUAAAAAUUAAUAGGACGCCGAGAUGCACAAACAAUUCAGGUGACUCACGACUUAAUGAUAUAAGUAAAAAAAAAAAUAGCGAAUUGUUCCUGCGGUUAAGGAAAAAAAAUGGUACCAGCUGUCAGCUAACAAGUGGAUUCUUUAAUUACUUAACAAAGAAGAAAGAGGAGACACAAAGACUAAACAAGAUUGUGCCCGGAGAGUGAUUAAAACUGGCAAGCGUUGUGUGUAACAACAGGAAUGAGAAGGAAACUUGGUGAUAGCCUGUUAACCGAGGGCCAAAAACUCAUUAAAGAGGCAAGGAAGAAGGAGUAGUUAAGGAGUUGGAAAGCAAUUACGAUGACAAAGAAGACGAAUUUGUGGGAGUCUUGAGAAUGACAAGCAGAUAGAGAGAAAAAAAUGCGUAAAGUGAUUUCAUUGUUACAAAGAUUCUAUAAAUUUGUGUCUAAGAGAGAGAAAAAAUAUAGUAGGAUUAUAAAAGGGUAAAAGUGAUGAAAAAAAACAAUAAUGUAAAGAAGGAUUGAAGAAGUGAAGGAGAGAGUGCUUAAGAAAUAGAAGAGUAAGUAUAAGACAAACUGAUACAAUAAAAAUAAAGAAAAUAUAACAGUAAGAGUGUUAGAUAAAAUUGAACAAGUCUAAAAAAAAAUGGCCGGGAAAAAUACAGGGUGACCAUAAAUGAUUACCCUGAUUAAAGGAUGAGAGCAUACUGUUUUUAGGGUAAUCAGUUAUGGACACCCUGUGUUUUCCUGUUUUACCACCAAUGGCAGUAGUGUCCACACGGGUUCCCACAUUCCCGCCGGCCUCACCAGCUAGCCCGGGCCCCACACACGAAAUUCUUCUCGCAAACAGAAGAAGCCUGAGAGUCACAUAAUUUAUCUCCGAAACAAAUUUAUUUCUAUAUUCAGGUUGAGGUUAAGGGGUAACCAUAAGUCCAACACCGGAAGAGUCAUCAUAAACUGCUUAUGCUGAUAGUUCUAACCCGGCAACUCGUUGAUCGGACUUGGAAAAGUAUCGAUCCAAAAUAGUGAGGUGCAUGGUUCAAUAUGAACAGUUAUACACUGUAGUAAAUAACGUAUACAAAAAAUCUUUAUUGGAAGUAUAUCAUAGCAUCGCCCUGUCUUAUAAGGCCCCCUGACGUUCAACCUGAGGAGAGAUAUAAGUGUACAAAUUGAACAAGUCCGUGACCAUCGCAGUGCUGCUUUACCCCAGGCGUAUAAAUUGUGUUAAGUUGUAACCUAUGAAGGGUUCUACUAAAUGCGAUUGUAAUGUGCCGUUAUGGCUUGUAGAUUCAGGCUCUCUUGAUAUAAACUACAAUGAAGUAAUAAUAAUUAAAACAACCAAUAAAUACUUCUAAUAAUAAUAACAAUAAUAAUAAUAAUAACAAUAAUAAUAAUAAUAAUAAUAAUAAAAUAAAGUGUCCUAUUCUUAUUAUUUCACAUAAAACAAUUAUAUAAAUAACUGACAUUCGCCGUAUAGUUUUAUAAUGAAAGGUAGGAAAAAAUGGACUUUAUUUAGUGUGUUGAUGUGAAACAUGGGUAAAGUUUAUAGUGAAGGAGAAAUACCUAAUGCCACAGUAAAUUGCUCGAGGUAUGCCCGUAACCUGUACCAUGUGGGGGCAUAUUCAGAGGGUGUACCAUAUGCUCUGUAAAUUGCUCGAAGGUACACAAAGGUAACACCAUAUACUCUGUAAAUUCCUGGGUUACACCUACAGUACCUACUAUAUGCUCUGUAAGUUGCUGCCACCUUGUUCCAGCCAGACAAGACAAGUAACCAGUUGUGUUUAUUUCACCAUUUUGGGAUACAGCUGUCGUCAGUGACCAUGGUGUAAGCGCGGAGAAGAUAUUCUUGUGGUGUAGACAGAUAGUUUUCUUUAUAAAUUAAAAGUCUUGAUUCAUCAUUAACGGUAAAACUGUUGAGUGUUUUGUUGUAAUGGGUGAUGUAAGGAGUUGUAGAAUCACCCGAAUAUGUUGAAAACGAAGACAUGACAUUGUAGUCCUUCAGCGUCACCGACGUGUAUGUUUCAUUACUGAUCACUCCAUAACCUUCGGCUCUCGACAAACUAAGAAAUAUCUCACUUAGAUCUUGGCUGUUUUGACAUACUUAUAUUAUGUAAAGCAGGAAGGUGUCCUCAUUGUGGCAGGUCGUUCCUGUAUAUCAAGCUGAACUUGUAUGUUUGCUUGUUCCUGCACGGAAGUUGGUAGUGGGUGGCAGCAUAUAUAUGAGGGGUCAUUCAAGCAUGGCAUAUCGCUAUUGUACAGUGCAUUAUUACUCGUGUGUCUUUUGAAAUUCAGUCACACAUAACAUUAAAUAUUAUCUGGUGAUGUUAAAGAACACAGAUGUCUCUCCUCCUCGUCUUGUCUCAGUGAGAGAGAUGAAAGGAAUGUGUAUCUGUCGUUCACUGGCUGGGACACCUUGGCAACGUUCGUCCGCUACUUUGUGUUGUCUACUUUAAGUCAAUUGUAUAGUGCAUGCUCUAAUAAAUGUUAUAAUUGUGUUGAAGGAUCAAAUUUAGAAGUGGUCAUCUAUUCCAGUCGAUCCAAUGGUCCAGUCGAUCCACUGGCCGAGCUGGUUCAAUGGUCCAGUUAAUCCACCGUCCCAGUCGAUCGACUACUCGAGCUACUUCACUGGAACAGUAAAUUCACUUAUCUAGUCGUACCAUUGAAAAAGUCGCGGUACUUUGACCCGAUGAGGUACACAGGUUCCGCUGGUAAAGUCGGCCAGUCAGACUCGGCGCGCUUGUGAUGUUGUUGUUUGUGUACAUUAUACAAACACUACUGCCCUCUGUUCCUUAUAUAUAUAUAUAUACAUAUAUAUAUAUAUAUAUAUAUAUAUAUAUAUAUAUAUAUAUAUAUAUAUAUAUAUAUAUAUAUAUAUAUAUAUAUAUAUAUAUAUAUAUAUAUAUAUGAAUGCUUAAGCAAAUAAAUAAUGUAUAUAGUAUAUGUGUAAAAAAUAUCCAUCAGAAUUGUAGUAAUGAUCUGACGAACUUUAUAAUAUAAUUAAUUAUUUAUUCCACAUGUAUAAUUUACUGUUCCAAGUUACCAUGUACUAUGUGUCUCGCACCUGAGACACAGCUAUGUUGCUCUCUCUCUUUAUAUAUAUAUAUAUAUAUAUAUAUAUAUAUAUAUAUAUAUAUAUAUAUAUAUAUAUAUAUAUAUAUAUAUAUAUAUAUAUAUAUAUAUAUAUAUAAAUAUAUAUAUAUAUGUAUAUAUAUAGGUUAUUUAGGUGGAUAAAAACUGCAUGAGGUGAGGUAAGAUGAAAACUGCUGGUGCAAUGGGACACAAAAGGCUUAAAAAAAUAGUGAUGUUACAGGAGGCCAGCUAUUGUAGUGAGAGGCCACAGGAGACCAGUUAGUGCAGUGAGAGGCCAAAGGAGUCCACCCAGUGUAGUUAGAGGCCACAGGAGACCAGCCAGUGUAGUAAGAGGCCACAGGAGACCAGCCAGUGUAGUGAGAGGCCACAGUAGACCAGCCAGUGUAGUGAGAGGCCACAGGAGACCAGCCAGUGUAGUGAGAGGCCACAGGAGACCAGCCAGUGUAGUGAGAGGCCACAGGAGACCAGACAGUGUAGUGAGAGGCCACAGGAGACCAGACAGUGUAGUGAGAGGACAAAGGAGACCAAUUAGUGUAGUGAGAAGUCAUAGGAGACCAGCUAAUGUACUGAGAAGUCAUAGGAGAUCAGAUAGUGUAGUGAGAGGCCACAGUAGACCAGCCAACGUAGUGAGAGGUCAAAGGAGACCAGCCAGUGUAGUGAGAGGCCACAGGAGACCAGCCAGUGUAGUGAGAGGCCACAAGUGGCCAGCUAGUGUAGUGAGAGGCCACAAUCCCACGUUAUCUGCCUCACCCUCAGCUCAACACCUCCAUCUAUCAUUUUUCAUGCACUGGAUAUUUAGGGCCUGAGUUUCACCCUAAUCAUUCCACUAAUAUCUCUGUGUUUUAUGUGAAGUGUCAUAUAUUUAUAUGUAUUUUGACAAUAAAACAGGAAAAGGUA
Messenger RNA from Homarus americanus (American lobster), 6297 nucleotides. RefSeq names its product lachesin-like. The coding region runs from base 1 to 936 and encodes 311 amino acids. Gene Ontology annotation, biological process: synapse organization. Gene Ontology annotation, cellular component: neuron projection membrane. Lineage: Eukaryota; Metazoa; Arthropoda; Malacostraca; Decapoda; Nephropidae. The record is from RefSeq and is a predicted model, not a curated record. The transcript has 7 exons.